AUGGCGGAGGAGAUAGUCUUAUAUUAUUUCGACGCGAGGGGCAAAGCUGAACUGAUUCGGUUGAUCUUCGCCUACCUGGGAAUCAAGUACACGGACAAACGGUUUGGCGAAAAAGGAGACGCCUUCAUCGAGUUUAAGAAUUUCAAAAAGGAAAAGAAAACCCCCUUUGAGCAAGUGCCCAUACUAGAAAUGGACAACAUAAUAUUUGCUCAAAGUCAGGCCAUAGUAAGGUACCUAUCAAAGAAGUACAAAAUAGGUGGGGAUACUGAUCUGGAUGAAUUUUACGCAGACAUGAUUUUCUGUGGAGUACAAGACAUACAUUAUAAAUUUAACAACACAAAUUUGUUUAAGCAGAAUGAGACUACCUUUCUUAAUGAGGAAUUGCCAAAAUGGUCAGGAUACUUUGAGAACAUUUUGAAAAAAAACAAGUGCCAUUAUUUCGUUGGCGAUAAUUUAACGUAUGCCGAUUUGGCUGUUUUCAAUUUAUAUGAUGACAUCGAAACAAAGUAUCCAAACAGUUUAAAAAAUUUUCCUCUACUGAAGGCUCAUAACGAAUUUAUUAGCAACUUACCUAACAUUAAAAAUUAUAUUAGUAAUAGGAAGGAGAGCGUCUACUAA
This is a messenger RNA of Plasmodium knowlesi strain H, 618 nucleotides long. RefSeq names its product glutathione S-transferase, putative. The transcript is spliced from 2 exons. Gene Ontology annotation, biological process: glutathione metabolic process. The record is from RefSeq and is a predicted model, not a curated record. Gene Ontology annotation, molecular function: glutathione transferase activity. NCBI's taxonomy places the organism in Eukaryota, Apicomplexa, Aconoidasida, Haemosporida, Plasmodiidae. Bases 1 to 618 code for a protein of 205 amino acids.